This is a messenger RNA of Scomber japonicus (chub mackerel), 1326 nucleotides long. RefSeq names its product POU class 3 homeobox 3b (gene pou3f3b). Gene Ontology annotation, molecular function: RNA polymerase II cis-regulatory region sequence-specific DNA binding; DNA-binding transcription factor activity, RNA polymerase II-specific. Gene Ontology annotation, cellular component: nucleus. The transcript is spliced from 3 exons. Lineage: Eukaryota; Metazoa; Chordata; Actinopteri; Scombriformes; Scombridae. The coding region runs from base 1 to 1326 and encodes 441 amino acids. The record is from RefSeq and is a predicted model, not a curated record. Gene Ontology annotation, biological process: brain development; regulation of transcription by RNA polymerase II.
AUGGCCACCGCGGCUUCCAAUCCUUAUCUGCCCAGCAAUAGCAUCUUAUCGUCCGGCUCCAUCGUGCACUCUGACUCCGGAGGUGGUGGCAUGCAGCCGGGCAGUGCUGCGGUUACCUCGGGGUCUGGGGGCUACAGGGGAGACCCCUCAGUCAAGAUGGUACAGAGUGACUUUAUGCAAGGCGCAAUGGCAGCGAGCAACGGGGGACACAUGCUGAGCCAUGCCCAUCAGUGGGUGACAUCCCUCCCGCACGCCGCCGCAGCCGCAGCAGCAGCCGCGGUUGCUGCAGCUGAAGCCGGAUCGCCCUGGUCGUCGAGCCCGGUCGGGAUGACGGGCAGCCCGCAGCAGCAGGACGUGAAAAACUCCGGCAGAGACGAUCUGCACACGGGCACCGCGCUGCACCACAGGCCCCCUCACUUAGCUCCCCACCAGACUCACGCCGGGGCUUGGGGGAGCACGACUGCGGCUCACAUUAACUCCAUAUCCGGGGGGCAGCAGCAGCAGCAGUCGCUGCUCUACUCCCAGCCGGGGGGGUUCACUGUGAACGGGAUGCUGAGCCCGGGAAGCCAGAGCCUGGUGCACCCGGGCUUGGUGAGGGGGGACACCCCGGAUCUGGACCACGGCAGCCACCACCACCACCAUCACCACCAGCAUCCGCAUCACCAGCACCACGGCGGCGUCAACAGCCACGACCCGCACUCGGACGACGACACGCCGACCUCGGACGACCUGGAACAGUUCGCCAAGCAGUUCAAACAGCGGAGGAUCAAACUGGGCUUUACGCAGGCGGACGUCGGCUUGGCUUUGGGCACCCUGUACGGGAACGUUUUCUCUCAGACAACCAUUUGCAGAUUCGAGGCUCUGCAGCUCAGCUUCAAAAACAUGUGCAAGCUCAAGCCUUUGUUGAACAAGUGGCUUGAGGAGGCCGACUCGUCCACCGGCAGCCCCACCAGCAUCGACAAGAUCGCGGCGCAGGGGAGGAAGCGAAAGAAGCGCACAUCCAUCGAAGUGAGUGUCAAGGGGGCUUUGGAGAGCCACUUCCUAAAAUGUCCCAAACCCUCGGCCCAGGAGAUCACCAGCCUGGCGGACAACUUGCAGUUGGAGAAAGAGGUGGUUAGAGUGUGGUUUUGCAAUAGGAGACAGAAGGAAAAACGGAUGACGCCCCCAGGAGUGGCACAGACGCCGGAGGAUGUGUACUCGCAGGUCGGCAAUGGGCAUUUUUUAGUAGAUUACUUAAAAGAUGCAAGUGAAGCGAGCGACCAGAGGGUGACAACUACAAGUUCAUUCCACCAGGAGGAAAAACUGCAACAAAAUGAAGAAGAGUGA